This is a messenger RNA of Colletotrichum spaethianum, 1878 nucleotides long. Its product is annotated as laccase abr2. The coding region runs from base 1 to 1878 and encodes 625 amino acids. Gene Ontology annotation, molecular function: oxidoreductase activity; copper ion binding. The transcript has a single exon. The record is from RefSeq and is a predicted model, not a curated record. Lineage: Eukaryota; Fungi; Ascomycota; Sordariomycetes; Glomerellales; Glomerellaceae.
AUGUACUUCUUCAAGCUUCUAUCAUGGACUUUGCACGGUCUGUCACCCAACUGGGAUCCAGCACCGCUGUUGAAGCUGGGAAACACCGAACUCGAGUCCACCAUCCGAAAUCAUGUCCGGUUUGAGAUUCAUCUCACUGCUGGUCAGGUUGACGCACUCGGUGCUGGUCCGCGAGACGCAAUUCUCAUCAACGGCAGCUUCACAGGUCCUACACUACGCCUCAAUCAAGGCGAUGAAGUCGAGUUUCUGGUCCGCAAUUACUUACGGGAAGAUACAACAGUUCACUUCCAUGGAGUUGACCAACGAAAGACUCCAUGGAGCGACGGUGUUCCCGGACUUACACAGGGUCAAAUUCGGCCCGGCGCUUCCUACUUAUAUAGAUGGAAAGCAGAGCAGCCCGGAACGUUCUUUUACCACGCCCAUUCCAAGGGGCAACUCAUGGACGGCCUCUAUGGCGCAAUCAUCGUCGACGCAGCUCAGAACGUGGAUCGACCUUUUCACCUCAUUGACAGUGAUCCGAAAGAGGAAAUGGCCAUGCGCGCUGCUGAGUCACAGAUGCAGCCCUUGCUUCUCUCCGACUGGAGUCAAUACAAGUUUGAUGACUUCUAUCACAUUGAAAAAAUUGCGAACUUUGAUCUCGCUUGCACCGAUGCUAUCAUAGUCAACGGUAUGGGAUCUCAAUAUUGCUUGGAUCCGGAAUCGUUGGACAGCAUGACGAAUCCCGUCAUUCUUAAAAUGUUGCAAGACCUUGGAGAAGAUCACAUGACUGCAAAGGGCUGCGUGCCUCCUAUCCAGGCUCUCCAGGGAGACUUUGACGUAAAUAUAGGCGAGCUUCCCACUGAUGCGAUCAGAAAAUGCGUGGGUGGCUGGAACCCUCGGGGAAACUUUACCUUCACAGUCGACAGCCGGAACGGGUGGGCAGCCCUCACGUUUAUAAAUGUCGGUGGCUUGUAUCCACUGCAAGUUUCUAUCGACAACCACGACCUGCAUGUUUAUGCCGUUGAUGGACAGUACAUCAGACCAACCGUCACAGACCGCGUCUAUGUUGGUAAUGGGAACCGGGUAUCAGUGAUGGUGAAGCUCAACCAAGAACGAGCUCUGUACACGGUUCGCAUGGCCAAUGAUCUUCUCAAUCAGAUUUUGGGCGGAUUUGCGAAUAUGGCAUACGAUGGCGCUAACGAAAUGUCCAACUGCUCGAAACCAAAGAUGAACUACGCCGGACAACCUCUUAUCAAAAAUCUUCGCUCAUUCAAGCCUGAGGAAGGCCGCCCGUUUCCAGCUCGGACACCAUCUCGUCGCUCAAACCGGACUUUUAAGCUGCAUCUGAGGAAACCCGGCCGUCCCCACGGAGCUUAUGAGUGGAGUCUCUCAGGCCACGAGGUAUACAACAUGACAAGGGAGCAGCAGGAUCCUCCAUUUCUUUUCCUACAACCGGAUGAGAUCCCACACAGCGAGUUAGUGUUGCGAACUCAUGUCGGUGAAUGGAUCGACCUAAUCUUGGAAACUGAGGGUCCAUUCGCUCAAAGUCACCCUGUGCACAAGCACGGAAACAAGGUCUACUUCCUCGGGUCUGGUACUGGUAAAUUUCCUUGGCAUACGGUAGAAGAAGCCCAGAAACAUUUGCCGCCCGGUUCUUUCAACUUCAAGGACCCAUCUUAUCUGGACACUUUUACGACUCCAGAUAUCGCUGGCGAUGCACCUGCUGUUUGGACUGUGGUUCGAUACAAGGCGGAUAAUCCAGGCACUUGGCUCCUGCAUUGCCAUGUCCAGACUCAUCACGCUGGUGGGAUGGGUGUUGUUAUGUUGGAUGGGAUCAGUCAGUUUCCGAAAGUGCCUACUGACUACGUUGAGUGGAAUGGCUUCAAUGCACCAUUGUAA